AUGAAUCCAAAUAAUUCUCCACCUUCUAACCCAAAUUCUCAAGUCCCCAAUACCCAAUUUCCAUAUUAUUUUCCAAAUUCUUAUUUUCCAAACCCAAAUACUCAUAAUCCAAAUACUCAAUUUUCUAGUCCACAAAAUUUUAAUUCGAAUGUCCAAACUCCUAAUCCUCAAUUUCCAUUUUUAAAUCCUUUUUUUCCCGGUGCUCAAAAUUCACAAUAUCAAUUUCCAUAUGUUCCAAAUUUUCAAAUACCCGUCGAUAAUCAAAAUUCUCCAAAUUCUCAAUUUUCUGUUUUUGAGGGCACUAAUACAAUUGAUCUCAACGAUGAUUGUCAUGAGGUUGAAGACAUACGAGAAGCUAUUGGUCAAUGGAAAUGGAAUGAAGACAAGCUCCUAAUAAGUGCGUGGUUAAAUGUAUCAACUGAUUCUAUGAUUGGUACUGAUCAAAAAGGUGAAACAUUUUGGGAGCGAAUUCGUGAAUAUUGCGAAGAAAGUAUUCCCGACCUCAUCAAGAGAGGAGGUAUUGCAAUGAAAAAAAGGUGGCAACGGAUAAAUGAAGGAGCUCGAAGAUAUGGAGCGUGUUAUGAUCAAGCUAAGCGAAGAGUAGGGAGUGGUUCAAACUUGGACAACAUAACUCAGCUAGCUCAUGAACUCCACGUAGCAAAAUACAAAAAGAAGUCCAAUUUUGAUAAGCAUUGGAAUGAGCUUCGGAGACAACCCAAGUGGAGAGCUCCUUCAACAAAUAGUGGAAGCAUGAAGAGAACUAAAUUGAGUGAUACUGGAGCCUAUUCUUCAUCUACAAAUAAUGAAACGCCAACAUCUACAAAUGAUGUGGAAUCACCUGUUCGUCCGAAAGGUACAAAAGCGACUAAGCGAAAGGGAAAGGAAAAAGUGACAAAGGCUUGUGAAGAGUUAGAAAUAUUGAAGUCUUCUACUUGUAAAAGAUUGUCUUUGAUGGAGGAAUUUGUUACUAACGAACAGAAAAAGGAAGAAAGAAGGGCGAAGGAGCAGGAUCUAAAAAUCAUCAUGGCGGAUACAACUAUAAUGAAUGAGACUCAACGAGAGAGUCACGCCAAGCUGCUGCAAGACAUUUAUUCUAGGAGAAUGUAG
This is a messenger RNA of Daucus carota subsp. sativus, 1107 nucleotides long. Its product is annotated as glutathione S-transferase T3-like. The coding region runs from base 1 to 1107 and encodes 368 amino acids. Lineage: Eukaryota; Viridiplantae; Streptophyta; Magnoliopsida; Apiales; Apiaceae. The record is from RefSeq and is a predicted model, not a curated record. The transcript has a single exon.